This is a messenger RNA of Protopolystoma xenopodis, 981 nucleotides long. The record is from the annotation of a GenBank genome assembly. NCBI's taxonomy places the organism in Eukaryota, Metazoa, Platyhelminthes, Monogenea, Polystomatidea, Polystomatidae.
AUGCGAUUGAAUGUGAUGCGGACUCGUUUUGCUGAGGGCACUGGUCGGCGACGUCGAGGCGUCGACAUGCUUCGUCAGGCGAAUAAGGCAUUUGCUCCAGAUCGAGUAGUCGUGUGGAGAGAGAGCAUUUAUGGCGGAGUCAAUGCAACUGCGAUGGGAAGAAUGAGUGAAAGCAAUGUUGCUGGCGUGCAUGUCAAGCUGUUGGCGGGACGAGACGAGCGAGCGAGAGAGAGAGAGAGAGAGAGAGAGAGAGAGAGAGGCAAGGGAAGACGGAUUGGUUGGGCAUUGGUUGUGUCUGUUCAUCGCGUCUCUUCAAUCACCUCCUCGGCCCGGUCGCUCCUCGAACCAGCAGACCAUGCUCCACGACACCUCGACACGCCCUCGGACGCCAACUCGCCAACUCGCCGAUCCACUCAACUGGCAUUGCGUCAGUCACUAAUCACUUCUUCAAGUGUCCACACGCAAACCGAGUGCUUGACACACCAACAUGGCGUCUUUUGCGUUGUUCACUUGCACCUUGACUCGUUCCUCCCUUUUCACUCCAUCUCCACCCCUUUGGAGUCCCAUUUCUGGCGCCGCUCGUGUGUGCAUGUGUGCAUGCGGUCACUGGUUCGGCAGUACAUCGGCCAAGUGUCCGUCUCUAUUUUGCUUCAUUCAACUGCAGUACACCUUUUCUCUCUCUCUCUCUCCCUCUCCUUUUCUAUGCCCAAAUGUGUCCUUGCAUCCAUGCCACGCAUGCUCUCUCUGCUGCCCACUUUCUGUAGGCGCAAGAUGGCGAAGUGUAUCCGAGUUGCUUGUGCUGGCCACGGAUCAACUUUACUCACAUGCUCUCUCUUUGUCAUUAGGCCCAGUCACACAUCUUCCUCCCCCUCUCUCCCUCUCUCCCUCUCUCGCUUUCUCCCUAUGACACACCUCCCCACCUCGUUAGGCGGCUACGGGGCGAGGGAGGUGGGAGAGGGUGGGACUAGAGGCGCGGAUUAG